This is a messenger RNA of Amborella trichopoda, 1962 nucleotides long. It is a transcript of the gene WIN1, whose product is annotated as HOPW1-1-interacting 1. Gene Ontology annotation, molecular function: pyridoxal phosphate binding; identical protein binding; transaminase activity. Gene Ontology annotation, biological process: arginine metabolic process. Lineage: Eukaryota; Viridiplantae; Streptophyta; Magnoliopsida; Amborellales; Amborellaceae. Gene Ontology annotation, cellular component: chloroplast stroma. The record is from RefSeq and is a predicted model, not a curated record.
CCGUUUUCUACUAUAAAUAUCAUACCGCACUGUCAUUGGCUAGCGCUGCCAAUUGGAGCUCUGGAGAAUGACUUCUCUUCAUGCAGCACUCUGCAACAAAUCUCUCUCUGCAACUCUACAAUCUUCGAACCCUAAUUUUCUCUCUCCACAACUGGCAAGAACAACCCAGAGGAACUCAUUCCAACCACUAAAUGCAAUCUUUAACGAUUUUCUCCACAGAAGUGCAAGCUCAAACUCUAAAAAGUCAUUGUUCCCGCUAAAUGCCGUCACCAAUAAUCCUUUCUCUAUAGAUGGAGCCUCAAACCCUAAUUUUUUGGCUCCAGAGACAACAAACCCUAGAAGAACUUUUGUCCCUGCAACCCCCUCUAAGACCUCUGCUCUAUCUGAGCUCCAGGAAAAAGCUUCUUUUGAUUCCUCAGAUUUGGAAUUAGGGUUUGGAAAGGGCAGAGAAAUCAUAGAAAUUGAGAAUAAGUAUUUAGUGAGGACUUAUGAGAGGCCUCCUGUUGUUUUUGUUUCUGGGAAGGGAUGUAGAUUGUAUGAUACAGAAGGGAAAGAGUAUUUGGACAUGGCUGGUGGGAUAGCUGUUAAUUCUAUUGGGCACUCAGAUCCAGAUUGGGUGAAAGCCAUUACUGAACAAGCUAAUACCCUUACCCAUGUUAGCAAUGUCUACUAUUCUAUUCCACAGGUAAUGCUUGGAAAACGCCUCGUGGAUUCUUGCUUUGCUGAUCGCAUCUUUUUCUCGAACUCUGGUACUGAGGCAAAUGAAGCUGCUAUUAAAUUCGCGAGAAAGUUUCAGCGAGAUAUUCGGCCAAAUGACAAAAACCCACCUACAGAAUUCAUUUCAUAUACAAACUCCUUCCAUGGAAGGACAAUGGGAUCUCUUGCUCUGACAAGCAAGGAGCACUAUAGGUCACCUUAUGAACCUGUAAUGCCAGGAGUAACAUUCUUAGAAUAUGGAGAUAUAGAAGCGUCUGUAAAGGCAAUCCGUUCUGGAAAAAUAGCUGCAGUCUUUGUGGAACCUGUGCAGGGUGAAGGUGGAAUUUACAGCGCUGCGACGGAGUUUUUAGAGGCACUACGAAGUGCUUGCAAUGAUGCUGGGGCACUUCUUGUCUUUGAUGAGGUCCAAUGCGGGCUCGGGCGCACAGGCCGCCUAUGGGCCCAUGAGGCUUAUGGUGUAAAGCCUGACAUGAUGACGCUGGCCAAGCCUCUAGCUGGUGGCUUACCUAUUGGUGCAACCCUAGUGACUGAACAAGUCGCAUCAGUCAUGAACCCAGCUGAUCACGGGAGCACCUUUGCCGGUGGCCCUCUAGUGUGUCACUCUGCUCUCACUGUGCUUGACAAGAUCCAAAGCCCUGGCUUUUUAGACAGCGUGGCCAAAAAGGGCCUCUACACAGAGGGGCUUCUAAGGAAGAAGCUAGGGUCCAACCCUCAUUUGAAGGAGAUUAGGUUUGCUGGUCUUCUUAUUGGGGUGGAACUUGAUGUUAAGGCUCAGCCUUUGGUCGAUAAGUGUAGGGAUGAAGGCCUUCUUGUUUUAACAGCAGGUAAAGGGAAUAUCGUCAGGCUUGCGCCUCCGCUUGUUAUAUCGGAGCGCGAGCUCGAACAGGGAGUGGAGAUUUUAUGCAAAUGCUUUCCUGCUUUAGAUGGUGAGACUCAUUGAACUAGAUAGGCUUGACAUUCUCAUGGUGCUUCUUGCGUUAAAGGAGAAUAUGAUUGCUGUGUAUCAGCCGAAGGUCUGGUUCAGUUGAAUUGUUGUAGGACUAGUAACAGUUAAAAGUGCUCUAAUGGAUUAUAUGAGUGAUUCAGUAAUAUAAUUGAUUUCGCUUUUGUAGAAUUGAAGGAGAAUGUUGGUGUAGGGAAUGAAGGUGAUGUAAUGGACAUGUUGAAUGGUACUUGUUAUGUUUUGACCUGAAGUCGGGUGUAAUAUUUGUAAUUUAUUCGUUAAGGAAAGAAAAAGUUUAUAUA